UCACGACCCGGGCUGAAAGGGAGACGGCAUUCAAUAUCUUGGAAGGCAUGCACUUUCUGUGCCGUCUUACCUGAUGGAUGCCGUCUUUGAAAUAGUUCUUCCCGAAGACUUCGUUCUUGGCCUCCGACAGGAGGCCAUUCACCUCCGCCCUUGUGAUCUGUGUGUGGGUCUCCGCCGCGUAUUGGUGGGCGCGCCGCGUGAGGCUGCUGUUGACGUUGGCUAGGCCGAGGCCGCGGCCUCUCGUCUCGCUGCGGGUCUUCAGCUGUCGGGCCUCGGCCUUCAGGAUAUUCAGCAGCCUCACGCGGCUGAACUGCUGGCGGUGGGCGGCGAUGCUGCUGAAACGAAUGUCUUUCAAGUGCAGAAACAGAUCCAAAGAGCGAUUCAUCAAGUCAUGGAUCCAUUCUUUGUGUGGUUUACUUUGGUGUGUUCAUGAUGCUGGUGACAGAUCUGCGAAACCCUAGAGGCGUUGGGUUUCGUUCGUCCUGAGCCCGGCCAAUCAAAGAUCGCCUGCGCGGCAACAGCAGCGGUCAUCCAAUACACACGGCUGAAAGCAUGCGUUUCUGCUCGAUAGGCACAGGUCAUAUGUGCAUGCAUCUACGAAGAACGUGUCUCUACGUAUACAUGCACAUACGGGCCUCUGAGUCUUCCACACGGAGCACUGGAGGGAAGGCCUUGAGUCUGCAGGCUCUCGUGUAUCCAUGGACUGGCGGACUGUGGUUCCGACUCAUCGUG
Molecule: messenger RNA, 732 nt
Organism: Vitrella brassicaformis
Lineage: Eukaryota; Vitrellaceae
Source: the annotation of a GenBank genome assembly